AACUGAUCAAUUUCCCUGCAGUGAUACCUACACAACGUAGUUGGCUCUCGAAUGGUAAAGUCCUUCGAAGAUAAAAUAUUGAUUUAAUUUCGUAUUUUUUGGAAGUGGAUUUUUGGAUUUUAAAAUCAUCAUGAAGUUUUGUGUUUUCAUAUUAGUUAAUAUGAUGGUAGUAUGGUCCUGUUCUUGUGAGACCAGCCCCACAGUAACUGUAAAGGAAGGAAUUUUGAAAGGAUCUGUAAAUGAUUUACUCGACGGAGGGAAAUAUUUCAGUUUCAAAGGGAUACCCUACGCACAACCACCAAUUGGAAAACUCAGGUUUAAGGCUCCAUUACCACCAAAACCUUGGAGCGGCACUUACCAUGCAACAAAACAUGGCGAAGUAUGCCCUCAGCGAGAUGUUACAGAUACACUCGUACCGGGAAGUGAAGACUGUUUGUUCCUAAAUGUUUAUACCAAAUCCCUGUUAUCUCGUCCGAAGUUACCAGUGAUGGUGUUUAUCCACGGCGGAGCCUUCAUCACUGGUAGUGGAAAUUCAGAUUGGUAUGGUCCAGAAUUCUUGUUGCAACAUGAUGUAAUAGUUGUUACGAUCAACUACAGACUUGAAGUCCUAGGUUUCUUGAGUUUAGAUAGCCCUGAGGUGCCUGGAAAUGCUGGGAUGAAAGAUCAAGUUGCUGCACUGAGAUGGAUCCAGAAUAACAUCGCUCAAUUUGGAGGUGAUCCAGACAACGUUACAAUUUUUGGAGAGAGUGCCGGUUCUGCUUCUGUGACUUAUCAUUUGGUAUCUCCAAUGUCAAAAGGAUUAUUCCACAAAGUUAUAGCACAAAGUGGAAGUUGUAUAGAUGAUUGGGCUAUUGGAAGAGGUUCAAUAGAAAGGGCAUUUAGAACCAGCAAAGUCUUAGGAAAAGAGUCCAAAAAUAUUGAUGAAUUACUAAAAUAUCUACAAAGUGUCCCCGCUGUGGAUCUAGUAGGAAUGACAUAUAAAACCAGGACUGCUGACGAAGAACGGGCAGACUUUGCUAUGUUUUUCAAUCCUGUUGUUGAAAAAAAAUUUGAAGGAGUAGAAUCGUUUUUAAAUGAAGACGCUCUUGAAAUACUUAUGAAAGGAAAAUCAAAUGAAGUACCUCUACUGAUUGGUUAUAACUCAAUAGAAGGUCUCAUGUCAGUAUCGGAAGAUAAGAUAAUUGAUAAAAAUAACGAUACAAAGUUCUUGGUACCUAGAGAAAUACUAAGAAAAAUUUCCGCGGAGAAAGCAAAAGAUAUGGGAGAACGAAUAAAGACAUUUUAUGUUGGUGAUAAAAACUUUUCAAACGAUACUGUCAAAUCGUUUGUCAAUAUAGUAACAGAUACAAAUUUUAUAUACAACAUGAAUAGGUUUGCUGCCUAUUACUCAGCCACAAAGCAGUCAGUGUUUGCUUACAGAUUUAACUAUGAUACUGAUUUGAAUAUUGCAAAGAAGUAUACUAGUAUACCUGCCAUGAAAGGUGCUACUCACGCUGAUGACUUAUUCUAUUUGUUUUACAACGCAGACGUUGAUAAAGCUUAUAAAAAUGAAAAGAAACUUAGAGACAUUGUAUUAAAUUUGACAAAGAUGUGGACGAAUUUCGCUAAGUCCGGAAACCCGACUCCAGAUAACCAUCUCGGAGUGACCUGGAAGCCUUACAAUGCUGGCAAGCAAUUUAUGAUGCUGGAAGAACCUUUUUUGAAGAUGGGACCCAACCCUGAUAACGACCGACUAGUUUUUUGGAACAAUUUGUAUUGUGAAGCUAAAGUACCGUAUAUUAAUUUAUAAGGUUUUUUAUGAAUAAAAUAUGGUCAAAAUCGUAGUAUUAA
Molecule: messenger RNA, 1830 nt
Organism: Plodia interpunctella (Indianmeal moth)
Lineage: Eukaryota; Metazoa; Arthropoda; Insecta; Lepidoptera; Pyralidae
Product: juvenile hormone esterase
Exons: 4
Coding region: 131-1789 (552 amino acids)
Molecular function (GO): serine hydrolase activity
Source: RefSeq, a predicted model, not a curated record